Penaeus monodon (black tiger shrimp) is the source of this 1733-nucleotide messenger RNA. RefSeq names its product tigger transposable element-derived protein 4-like. NCBI's taxonomy places the organism in Eukaryota, Metazoa, Arthropoda, Malacostraca, Decapoda, Penaeidae. Bases 28 to 1605 code for a protein of 525 amino acids. The transcript has a single exon. The record is from RefSeq and is a predicted model, not a curated record. Gene Ontology annotation, molecular function: DNA binding. Gene Ontology annotation, cellular component: nucleus.
CAGAGGUACGCUGCAGGAAGGCGGCGAAUGCGGACCGCUGCCUAUCCCGACGUCGAAGAGGCUCUGCUCACUUGGUUCAGGUACGCCAGGGCUGCGAACAUCCCGAUUACAGGGCCCAUCUUGCAGGGGAUGGGAGUCACGCUGGCGCAGGAACUAGGCCACCCGGAGUUCUCUUGUAGUGUAGGGUGGCUGGAUCGCUUCAAGGCGCGUCACGGACUGACAUUUAAUCCCAAAAACAGUCAGGAUUCGGGAGCAGGGACGUUCAAUGAACCGGAAGACCGAGUGCCAAGUCCAGUGCCAGCAGUGCCUGCAGAAGAGGACUCCAGACCGGAGAACCCGGACUCGUGGCACCUUCCUUCGAUGCCAGCUGUUGGCACCACCAGCACGGCAUCCGGAGAGGGUGCCUCCAAUUCGUGGCUCCCAUCCAACGCCGCUUCAACCCCUAAUGCUACCUCAGCCGCAGAAUCACUGGAUCAGCUUAACAAGUCGUUUCCAUCAACGCUUUCCGACGAGCAAGACGAGGAGAUGGGCGAAGGUGUCGGCGGAGGCACCGCGGAUUCCUGGCUGCGGGCGACGAUACCUGCGCUGCUGAGAGAGUACAAACCCCGCGACAUCUUCAGUGCCAGCGAGGCGGCCCUCUUCUACAACCUCCUGCCCGACAGAUCCCUGGUGCUGAAGGGCGAGGAGGGCCACAAGUGGACGUGGAUGAAGGAGAGGCUGACGCUGAUGGUGGCGGCGAACAUGGACGGCAGCGAGAAGCUUCCCCUGCAGGUGAUCGGCCAGAUGAAGGAUCCCAAGUCAAUAUACGAGAUCGAAGCCCUUCCCAUGCCGUACGAGGCGAACGAGUCGGCCAUGAUGACUCCCGCCGUUUUCGAGAUCUGGGUGAGGCGACUCGAGGAGAGGUACCGAAGACUAAAUAGAAAUAUUAUCAUAAUACUCGAUUCCUGCCCCGCGCAUGCGAAUAUAAACAAUCUCACGAACGUUAAACUUACUUUCCUUCCGCAAGACACCACGUCGAGAUUACAGCCCGUCGAGCAAGGGCUUAUACAAAAAAUAAAAGCUUUAUACCGUCGCUUCGUUCUCGAGAGACUCAUCGAUUAUAACGAUAGAGGACAGGAGUAUGAAAUUACGAUCUUAGAAGCAAUGGAACUCCUACAGGACGCGUGGAAGGACAUCAAGUCGGACUUCAUCGUCAGCUGCUUCAAACGAGCAGGCAUGGAGCCGCCGAAGAACCACGAAAGCGCCCAAAUCUUCUCGGCAGAGGACGAGCAGAGGCUGCUGGAGCGAGCGAGGGGCGCCGGCCUCGACGUCCCGACGGAGAUCACCUUCGAGUCCUACCUCAACGUGGACAGUCAAGUCCAGACGACCAUCGAACAGGGCGAGGAAUCUCCGCCUCCGAGUACUCAGCUCGAGGAGGACCCUGCCGAGAGCGAGGCCAGUCAAGGAGCCACUUUCCCGACGGAGGCCAUGCAGGCGGUGGCCACGCUGCGGAAGUUCGUGCAGGAGCAGGGUGGGGCGGAGCUGUUCCUCGGCUCCUUGGCUGACCUGGAGGCGUGGGUGGCCAAGCACGUUGUCAAGCCGGAAGUGUCGUUUGUGUCGGACUAAUAUUUAAAAAAAAAAAUUAUAUCCAUAUACAAACAAAGAAACAGUGACCAGUAGUGUUCGAAUGAAUAUAAAACUAAUCAAAAGCCACACAAACACAGAAAAAGACAAUUUUUUUUACACAAUAAUAA